Messenger RNA from Gadus morhua (Atlantic cod), 3189 nucleotides. RefSeq names its product NLR family CARD domain-containing protein 3-like. The transcript is spliced from 6 exons. The coding region runs from base 158 to 3028 and encodes 956 amino acids. The record is from RefSeq and is a predicted model, not a curated record. Lineage: Eukaryota; Metazoa; Chordata; Actinopteri; Gadiformes; Gadidae. Gene Ontology annotation, molecular function: protein binding.
ACACGCUUUCCUAGACAAGGAGCUGAAGAAGCUCUGGAGGGAUCUCUUCUCAGAUUACCCACAAUGCUCAGAGGGUCAGAGAGUGGAGGAGGAGGAGGUGGAUGGUAAGAAGAAGGAGCAGAGGAGGCGCGCCAUAGAGGGAGUGGUGGACAUCACAAUGCUCUGCCUGAUGGAGAUGAACCAGAAGGGACUGGCCGACAAACUAUCGAGCGGAUCUGCUGCUGUCGAGUGCCAACAUAAAAUUAAGUCCAAUUUGAAGAAGAAGUUCAGGUGUGUGUUUGAGGGAAUCGCUAAAGCAGGAAAGCGAAUAGAUCUGAACGACUUCCACACAGAGAUCUUCAUCACAGAGGGAGGCAGUGGAGAGGUCAACAAGGAACAUGAGGUCAGACUGAUUGAAACAGCUUCCAGGAAACCAGUCAAGGAAGAAACACCAAUCAGAUGUGAGGACAUCUUUAAACCCUUACCUGGACACGUUCGACCAAUCAGGACGAUAAUGACAACUGGAGUGGCCGGCAUUGGUAAAACCGUCUUAACACACAAGUUCACUCUGGGCUGGGCUGAAAGCAAAACCAACCAGGACAUACACUUCACAUUUCUCCUCACUUUCAGAGAGCUGAAUUUACUGAAAGGGAAAGAGUUUAGCUUGGUGGAACUUCUUCAUCACCUCUUUAUUCAGACCAAAGAAGCAGGAAUCUGCAGAUUCGACCGGUUCCAAGUUGUCUUCAUCUUGGAUGGUCUGGAUGAGUGUCGACUUCCUCUGGACUUCCAGAACAACCCAAUCUGGACUGAUGUUACAAAGUCAAACUCGGUGGACGUGCUGCUGACCAACCUCAUCAGGGGCGACCUGCUUCCCUCUGCUCGCAUUUGGAUAACCACACGCCCUGCGGCAGCCAAUCAGAUCCCUGCUGAGUGUGUUGACAUGGUGACAGAGGUGAGGGGGUUCACGGACCAACAAAAGGAGGAGUACUUCAGGAAGAGAUUCAAAGAGGAGACGAUGGCCAGCACAAUCAUCUCCCACGUCAAGAAAUCACGAAGCCUCCACAUCAUGUGUCACAUCCCAGUCUUCUGUUGGAUCACUGCUUCAGUUCUGGAGGACAUCUUCAAAAAAUCCCAGAUCGAAGAGAUGCCCAAGACCGUGACUCAGAUGUACAGCCACUUCCUGAGGGUUCAGUCCAUACACGGGGACAGGAAGUACCAUGGGAGAUCUGAAAUAGAUCCACACUGGAGUUCAGAGAACAGGAAGAUCAUUGUUUCUCUGGGAAAACUGGCUUUUAACCAGCUGGAGAAAGGCAACCUGAUCUUUUACGAGGAAGAUAUGGCAGAGUGUGACAUCAAUAUCAGAGCAGCCUCAGUGUACUCAGGAGUGUUCACCCAGAUCUUUAAAGAGGAGUAUGGGCUGUACCAGGACAAGGUUUUCUGCUUUGUCCAUCUGAGCAUCCAGGAGUUUCUGGCUGCCCUUUAUGUCUUUCUGUCCUUCAUCGAUACUGGUGUCAAUCUGCUCUCAGAAGAACCACCAACAUCGAGGAAAGAUAAACUCCUCUUCUACCAGAGUGCUGUGGACAAGGCCUUACAGAGUGAGAACGGACACCUGGACUUGUUCCUCCGCUUCCUCCUGGGCCUCUCUCUGGAGACCAAUCAGAUUGUCCUACGAGGUCUGCUGCGAAUGACAGGAAGUAGCUCACACACCAAUGAGGGAACAGUGUCACAGAUCAAUGAGGGAACAGUGUCUUACAUCAAGGAGAAGAUAGAAGGAGAUCUAUCUCCAGAGAGAAGCAUCAAUCUGUUCCACUGUCUGAAUGAGCUGAACGACUGUUCUCUAGUGAAGGAGAUCCAACAGUACCUGACAUCAGGAAGUCUCUCCGGAGAAUCUCUCUCUCCUGCUCAGUGGUCAGCUCUGGCCUUCAUCCUACUGACAUCAGAAGAGGAGCUGGACGUGUUUGACCUGAAAAAAUACUCUGCAUCAGAAGAAGGUCUUCUGAGGCUGCUGCCAGUGGUCAAAGCCUCCAAAACAUCUCUGCUGCUGGGCUGUGAUCUGUCAGAGAGAUCCUGUGAAUCUCUGGUCUCAGUUCUCAGCUCCAAAUCCUCUAGUCUGAAAGAGCUGGACCUGAGUACCAAUAAUCUGCAGGAUUCAGGAGUGAAGCUGCUCUCUGCUGGACUGGGGAGUCCACACUGUACACUGGAAACCCUCAGGCUGCUGGGCUGUCAUCUGUCAGAGAGAUCCUGUGAAUCUCUGGUCUCAGUUCUCAGCUCCAAAUCCUCUAGUCUGAAAGAGCUGGACCUGAGUAUCAAUAAUCUGCAGGAUUCAGGAGUGAAGCUGCUCUCUGCUGGACUGGGGAGUCCACACUGUACACUGGAAACCCUCAGGUCAGUUUUACCCAAUGGUCAAACACUCAUCAUGUCUGGUUCUCCCUCAGAUGCCUGUGACCUCACACUGGACCCCAACACGGCCCACAGACGACUCUCUCUGUCUGAGGACAACAGGAAGGUGACGUGGGUUAGAGAGGUCGAGUCGUAUCCGGAUCACCCAGACAGAUUUCACUCCCUGCCCCAGGUGUUGGGUAGAGAGGCUCUGACUGGCCGCUGUUACUGGGAGGUAGAGUGGAAAGGACGUGUUGAUAUAGGAGUGACAUACAGAGGAAUCACAAGGAAAGGACAGGGUGUUGACAGCAGGCUUGGAAUGAACAAUAAGUCCUGGAGUCUUGUUUGUCGUGAUGGUCGUUACUCUGCCUGGUACAACGGUACACAGACAGCCCUCCCUCUCCGCCCCGCUGGCUCCACCAGAGUAGGAGUGUAUCUGGACCGGCCUGCUGGCUCUCUGUCCUUCUACAGAGUGUCCCCAGGUGGAGGAGGGUCCUCAGACACACUGACACACCUCCACACCUUCUGGUCCUCCUUCACCCAGGAGGACCUCCUCCCGGUGGUGGGGUUCUGGCUGUGGCUGACCCCAGGGGGGUCCUCAGUGGGGUCCUCAGCGUCUCUGUGUCGGUUGCUGAAAAAAAACAACGUGCGCCUCCCGGGGCCUCUCUGAUCCCUCAGUUGAAUAAAUGGGGGGGAGGGGGGGGGACUCAUAAAAAAAAAGUGGGAAAAAAAAGUCAUAAAAAAAAGUGCGCCCCUCCACGAAACACACACAAACACACACAUGCACACGCACUUACACAAACACAUACAAACAUACACAAAACACACACA